Folsomia candida is the source of this 2253-nucleotide messenger RNA. Its product is annotated as proton-coupled folate transporter. Gene Ontology annotation, molecular function: transmembrane transporter activity. Lineage: Eukaryota; Metazoa; Arthropoda; Collembola; Entomobryomorpha; Isotomidae. The record is from RefSeq and is a predicted model, not a curated record. Bases 66 to 1670 code for a protein of 534 amino acids. Gene Ontology annotation, cellular component: membrane. The transcript has 4 exons. Gene Ontology annotation, biological process: transmembrane transport.
CACUUGGUCGUGGGAAGUACUUACACCUUAGGAAUUACGUAUUAUUUUAGAAAACUGUAUAAAAAAUGAGUUCAAGGAAGAAUACUGGCUCUGGGAGGGACAAAAAGUCGUGUAUGGCUUCCCUAAAGGGUCUGACAGUGGAACCGGCAGGUUUUCUGCUUGUGGUGGCCUUGGUGGUUUCUCAUCUGGCGUUCCAAAACGUGGUGAUGGAAACGAUUUGUAGGGUGGAUUUGGAAUAUGAUGCGGAUAUUUGUAAAGAGAUUAUUAACAAAGUAAACAUCACGUACAAAGCUGAGGAGCGGGAAAUUCAAAAAGUCGUGGCGGGUGUUCAAGCGAUUACAUCGGUGAUCUUCAGCUGUAUCACGGUCCUCGUCGUGUUGUUCAUAGGACCCUGGAGUGACGCAAAUGGGAGAAAAGUACCACUUCUCCUAUCCAUGUCUGGCCUGAUUUUGAUGCCAACCAUGAUGAUCGUUGGGUACCUCUGCCUCGGGAAGAUUGCCGCUUUGCCGAUGGCAUUCCUUGUCAUGUUUCCGAUGACCUUGACUGGCGGGAUUGUCGUGUUCGGGAUGUCGGCGGGAUCAUACAUUUGCGAUACAACAACGCCAAAGAAUAGGACGGUGAGGAUGGGAGUCUUUUCUGCGUCGGUGCGGUCAGGAACUCCGAUCGGAUUUGUGGUUGGCGGGCUGUUAAUGAAAUUUCAAGUCGGGAUUAUCAAAUCGCUCCUGGUUUCGGUGUGUUUGUCGGGAUUGGCGUUUGUACUUGUCCUCCUCAGAGUGAAAAACGGGAAACCGGAAGGAGCUGAGGAAGAUGGUGACGAAAAUGGCGGGGCUUUAAGGAACAGGAGGAAGAUAUCGUGUUGGCGAAAAUAUAAUCCUGUAACGAAGUUGAUUCAAGCGUUUGCCAUCUUAUUUCAAAAGCGGGAACAUCCUUGGCGGUUCUAUUUGUUGAUUUUGGUCCACAUCUGUUACGCCGCGCCAGGAGCGGAGCAUGCCAUGAUUUAUCUCUUUGUGAGGGAGAGACUUCAAUGGAACAUCAGCAGCUUUGGGUUUUUCUCGAUGGUUAACUGGCUGCUGAGUGCGGCGGGAGUGUUUCUGUCGAUGUACGUUUUGAGUAAGAAGUUGAAGUUGUCAGAUGCACUGGUGGGGUUUGUUUCGGGAAUUAGUCAGAUUGGAGGAUCGAUGUUGUAUGCGUUUUCGACAACGCCAGCGAUGAUGUAUUGCGCAUCCGCCCUGGACAUGAUGAACGGGACGAUUAACGUAGUUGUGAAAUCUAUGCUGUCAAAACUGGUGGCGGCAAACGAGGUGGGAAAACUAUUCGCGCUUCUCGGAGUGAUUGACAGCCUGCUCCCUCUUGUAAUGAUGCCGACGUACGCAAUGGUCUACAGAAGUACGGUGACCUUCUUUGCGGGAGCUUUCUUCUUACUGUCGGCGGGUAUAACGAUUCCGGCAGAAAUUAUUUUCCUGUAUUUCAUGUGUUCUAAGGAUGACAAAGUGGAAGAAACGAAUGAAGAACCUACGGCUCUCGAUCAGCUUCAAUCUACGAUGGAAUCACUGAACAGGAGCGUCCCAGACCUUGCCAAAUUCACUACGAAUGACGUUCGAUUAAGCAGAGAGGGCUUUGAAGAUGACGAAGAGAGUGAUGUAGAGGAGAGUAGGGACUUGAAAUUUUAAGGUAUUUUAAGGAAAUUUUAGGAGAUAAGGUAUUUAGCUUGUUUCUGUUCGUUAUAGUACGUAGUAAAUUAACAGUUUGAGCAUCAUAAAUUUUAGGAUGGUUUGGAUACAUUUGAAUAACUAAAAAAUAUUUUCCUUAAAUUGAACAUGUUUAAUAGUCUCGUAUUUAUUUUCAAUAAAAUUAUUGGUUCUGAGUAAGAAGUUAUUAGUAAGGAUGGCCCGGCGUUUAACAGCAAACAAAUAUUAGUAACCUGGAAAUAAUUAUUAGUUGACAUAAAAAUACAACUAGGAGUCCACUGUCUAUUUACUUAAAAGUUAAAUGUACUUAUGUAUCUGCGUAUCUCGAUAAUGAAGUUGAAUUCUAAAUAAACAACGUUUUAUGCUGAACACCAAAUUCCAGUGAAGUUUAACUCUAAGUUCGUAUUUAGCUCUUCGUUUUAAUUAUCUACAGAUCUAGAUAGCUUUAUUAUGAGCUUCAGUCUUAAUGUCUUAUUUUUCUAGUUGUUUCUGGAAACCAGUCAUUAAUUAAAUUGUACUGAUCAACGAGAAACUAAAAUAAAUUUGAAUAAAUGCGUAAACUAUU